UAUCGUUAAAUAUUUAAAUAGUGGCUUUUAAAAAUAAACCUGAUGGAUAUUGGAUUUUAUGCCCUCUAGAAUGAUGCCAAAGUGUAGAGCAUGUCUAAAAUCCUCUAGAAAUAUGAUUCCUCUUGAUGAAAAGUACAUUAUGUAUUUUAAUAUACUUACUAACCUAAAUGUUAUAGCCCACACUUUAAAGAAAGGUUCAAAGAAUGGUCAAUAUACAAACUUUGGGACAAAUUUUCACAUUUGAAAAGGUUUAUAAAGAAUAACAUCAAUAUUUUCAGUUAAAGCUAUCCACUGAUAAUCCAGAACUGCUAUGUAAACAGUGUAGGAAAGCUCUUCAAGAGUUCAUGAAUUUUAGAGAGCAAUGCAUAGCAGCCAAUACAACAUUUGCAGUUGCUCCUCCUUCUGAGAGCUUCAAAGAAGAGGGUGAACUGGAUUAUGAAGUAAAAAUUAAACUGGAGCUGGCAGACCAUGACUAUGAAGAUAAUAAUGAAUCAUUAAUGUUUGAUGAUAGUCUGACAUAUGAGUUAGUUGUGAAGUCUGAAGGAGGAAAUAUAAAAAGCAGAGACCCUAUAAACAAUGAUUGGGUCGAAGAGAGUGAAAAUGUAAUUUCUGAUAUAAAUAGCAUAAAGAAAAACGCCAGUAAACCUACAAGGAAAAAAAAUUGUGUGAAAACCAUCAGAAAACCAACAAGGAAUAAAAAAUGUGUAAAGACUACAAAAAAGAACUCAACUUCAGCUGAAAAAAAUAUUGAUGAAAAAAGAAUUCAAAAGCCGACAGACAAUAGUCUACCAUGUGGUUUGUGCACUAGUACAUUUGAAAAUAAUGAUGAACUACAGUCACAUUUAUCAGAACAUAGGCAAAGCCAGACUUGUCGAAUUUGUGACGAGAAAUUUGUGGACUGGCAAGAAAUAAUGUCGCACAGAAUGGAUCAUUUGCCUUUGGGAAAAGUGCAAUGUCACUUGUGUCCGCAAAAAUACAAAUCUGCGCUACUGAUGGAACUUCAUUUUAGAUCAACUCAUAAUUCAGGUGAAGAUAGGCAAACACUCAGAUGUAGGAUAUGCAAUCGCAAUAAUUUUGAUUCACCAAAGAGAUUACGCGUGCACUACCUUGAUUCUCACAACACUAGAAAUAAAAAGUUUUACUGUGACUACUGUAAUAAAAUGUUCUCAAGAAAACAUGGGUUAAAGAGUCAUAUCGUUUCACAUUUAGAUGAUAAACCUUACGUUUGCGACUUGUGUGACAAGGCUUUCAAAUUGCGCCAUCAAUUAGUGAUUCACAAGAUUAAGCACAUUCCAGAAAGAGUAUACUGCAAGUUGUGUAAAAGACUGUAUGUGUCUCAAAGUGAACUGGACAAACAUGUUUGUAAAUACAGUGCAGUUGUGUGUCCCGUGUGCGGAAAGAUUUGCAAAAAUCGCGGCGAGUCUAGACGUCACUUUCUGCGUGUGCACGAUAAGGAUAAUUACUACAAAUGCGACCGCUGCCCAAAAACAUACAAAAACAGGCAAAGUCUAGUCGUGCACCAGAAUAAGCACGAUGGCAUCCGCAAGCACGCUUGUGAGUUCUGCUCCGCCAAGUUCUACGACUAUUCAGUGCUCACCAAACAUCGCCGUACACACACCGGUAUAAAGCCGUAUGUUUGUAAGAUAUGUCGAAAAGGCUUCACGGGAAACCAUAAUCUUAAAGUGCACAUGCGAGUGCACGGACAGUUCCUGAUAAACAAAAAACAACCAGACACAGACCUUUCAGUUUUAGAACAAGAAGCUGAAGGAAUAUCCAUUCAGAGUAAACCUACAUUCUAAGACAAACAAUGGUAAAUGGUACAAGAGAAAGAUGGAAAACAUUGUACUUCUCUAAUUUUUAUGUGACACGAUUAUAAUAAUAUGCUCAUUUGUUUCUAAUGCAAAAAACAUAAUACAAAUAUAUACUAUUUAACAAUUAUUCAAAAGUUUUAAGAUAUAAAGUUUCAGCGUUGCUUUUACUCAUUACCAAUUACCGGAACCCCAUCUCAGGUAAAGGCCUCCUCCAGCUUUUUUCAGAUCUCUGUUCUUAGCUUUCCCUAUCCAUUAGUUUCCAGCUAUCGCUUGUAUCCGAGCCGUGAUAGCCCAGUACGACCAGUACCAGUUUGCCUCCGAUUCCGGAGGGUGUGGGUCCGGUCCGGUGCAUGCACCUCCAACUUUUCAGUUGUGUGCAUUUUAAGAAAUUAAAUAUCACGUGUCUCAAACGGUGAAGGAAAAACAUCGUGGGGAAACCUGCAUACAAGAGAAUUUUCUUAGUUCUCUGCGUGUGUAAAGUCCGCCAAUCCGCAUUGGGCCAGCGCAGCGUUGGACACUUGGCCUAACCCGUCUCAGAGGAGACUCUAGCUCAGCAGUGAGCCAAAUAUAGGUUCAUAAUGAUGAUGGUGAUCACUUGUUUAUCCUCUAUGAACCUUUUUUUGGUUCGUCCUCGUCCUUUUAUCUGUUGGUCAUUCCUAUACAGUUGUCUUUAUGGUCCAUCUUUUGUCUGUGUACCUUGCUAUAUGGCCUGCCCAUAUCCAUUUCUGUUUUAAGGUAUAUUGGUAAAGCAUCGAUAACUUUUGUAUUCAUCAGAGGCCUAUAGAAUUAACAGAAUAAAUGCUUUUGAUAUGAGAAAUAGAGGACACGAUUAUACUAGCGUUAUUUUUACUGUAAAAUAAUUAAGAUGAUAGUUUUUUAAUUAAAGAAUUUAAAUUGU
This is a messenger RNA of Bicyclus anynana (squinting bush brown), 2709 nucleotides long. RefSeq names its product zinc finger protein 271. Gene Ontology annotation, cellular component: nucleus. The transcript is spliced from 12 exons. The record is from RefSeq and is a predicted model, not a curated record. Bases 345 to 1799 code for a protein of 484 amino acids. NCBI's taxonomy places the organism in Eukaryota, Metazoa, Arthropoda, Insecta, Lepidoptera, Nymphalidae. Gene Ontology annotation, biological process: regulation of transcription by RNA polymerase II. Gene Ontology annotation, molecular function: RNA polymerase II transcription regulatory region sequence-specific DNA binding; DNA-binding transcription factor activity, RNA polymerase II-specific; zinc ion binding.